Messenger RNA from Trichoplax adhaerens, 1806 nucleotides. RefSeq lists its product as uncharacterized. The annotation marks the transcript as partial. NCBI's taxonomy places the organism in Eukaryota, Metazoa, Placozoa, Uniplacotomia, Trichoplacea, Trichoplacidae. The record is from RefSeq and is a predicted model, not a curated record. Gene Ontology annotation, cellular component: basement membrane. The transcript has 15 exons.
CAAUAUUGGUUCUUAACCAACGGGUCUAUUGCAACUAGAGCAAUACUUUUAAACAUUUUAUCCAAUGUAAGAGCUAUUCUAAUCCGUGCUACCCAUCAGCCGAAAAUGAUCACGACAAGAAUUGCGAAAGUUUCCUUAACAGUCUUAUCUGAUACUGAUGUUGGUCUUGGUAGAGCAUCCGAGACUGAAAACUGUACAUGUCCUUUAGGAUAUGAAGGAACAUCUUGCGAGAAAUGUUCUGCAGGAUUUAAACGAACCGAAAAUGGUACCUGCGGACCUUGUUUCUGUUAUGGUCACGCCGUAACAUGUGACUUCAGUGGAAAUGGUGCUUGCAUUGACUGUCAGCAUAAUACCACUGGUUAUCAUUGCGAUCGCUGUAAACCGGGAUUUUAUGGAAAUGCUACUAAUGGUUCACCACAAGCUUGCCAAUCGUGUCCUUGCCCUUUAACUGUAGCAUCUAAUAGAUUUAGUCCAACAUGCUUCUUGGCUACCGAUGGCAAACCUACAUGUAGUAAUUGCGCAAAUGAAUAUGAAGGAAGAAAUUGCGAAAGGUGUGCUCCAGGUUAUACCGGUAAUCCAAAUACUCCAGGAGGAUCAUGUGUAGAUAUUUCAUUAUACUGCAAUUGUGAUAUGAGAGGAAGCUUAAACUAUUCGUGUAGUCCUACCACACGCCAAUGUUUUUGCAAGGAUAAUGUUGAAGGUAUUCGAUGCGAUCGAUGUAAAUCAGGAACAUUCGAUUUACAAGCAACCCACUCAGAUGGUUGCUUAAAAUGUUUUUGUAAUGGACGUGCCAACGCCUGUUCUAGCGCUCCUUAUAACAGAGGCAAUGUAAGCAACAAUUUUUGCCAUUUUAUAUUAUUACAAAAUGAUAUCAACAACUUCAUUUUUGGCAAUGAUCAAGAAACUUAUUUGGGAAAUCAAGAUGGGCAGUAUUUUAGUGUCAAUGUUAGUUCUAACAGUCUCAAGUUUACUAGGUAUAUGCCUGACUUCAAUGGUACCAUGUAUUAUUGGUACCUUCCAAAUUUAUUUCGAGGAAAUAAGGUAGUUACUGCAUAUGGCGGACAGCUGAGAUAUGCAAUAUCAUAUACAGAUGCAAAUAAUAAUGCCAACGAAACAUCAGUAAGCGGUCCGGACGUUGAGAUUAAGGGUAGUGGUAUUAUAUUACAAUAUUUUGAUGGUCGCCAGCAAAUACUUGCAGCAAAUUCAAGGCAUGCAUUUUCUAUUGCUUUAACUGAGAAAAAUUGGAAUUUGGAAUCUACAGGUGAUGCAGCAACCAGAGAUGAAGUUCUUCUGGCGCUGGCAGAUAUCGAAUAUAUACGCAUCCGGGCAAAGUAUAAUCAGAACUGGCUAACUACUAGCAUCUUUGGUAUUGAGAUGGAUAAUGGAUUUGUUGGAAAUUCAAAUAGACCUAGUGCACAUGAUGUUGAAGUGUGUUCUUGUAGUACAGGAUAUAUUGGUACUUCAUGCACGGAAUGUGAUGCUGGAUAUACGCUUAAAGAUUCUUCCUUACGAGUGCGAAGCGAGUGCAUCUCGUGUCGAUGUAAUGGUCAUAGUGCGACCUGCGACACUGUAGUAGGAACGUGCACGGGCUGUCACUUUAGUACAACUGGCGAUCACUGCGAAUUCUGUGCUCUUGGCUAUUAUGGGAACGCAACAGUAGGCACUAUAGAUGAUUGUAAGCCAUGUCCUUGUCCUCUAAAUAUAACAUCCAAUCGCUUUAGUGACACUUGCACAGCGAGCAAUAGCGGAGCAAUUAAUUGCACAAAUUGCCAACCGGGAUAUACGGGACUCGAUUGUGGAGAGUAA